AUGAAAUUAACACUUGCCAAUUCGAUCCUAUUUUUGAGCUCAUUAACAUCUUUUAUCAUUCGCGGAAUUUAUCCAGCAAAUUUUGUCAAGUUUGGCUUAUUUAUUCUUAUUUCACGGUUUCCAAAAAGAAUUGAAUGGUCAAUAGCUAUUUUGAGCUCGAUGAUCCUGGCACAUAUAACAUCUUUUCAAGAAGAUUUACUAUUUUUAUCAGCUUUAAUAUAUUCUUUUCCUCAAGACUGUAAAUUACAAAAAAACUCAACAAUAAACUUAUACAUUUUGAUUAAUAUUGCCUGGCUUAUUGUUUCAGGAUAUUUUAGAGCAGGUCAAAUUGAACUACUUUUUAUUAUAGGUAUAUCUUUUAUCUCUGUUUGAGACAUAUCACAAUCUAUAAAACUUAAUAAGCUAGAAGCAGAAAAUAUUGAGUUAUUGAAAAGAUGUGCAACUUUUGAACAGGAAAGAAUAGGCAUCGAAGCCAGUAAACUAGUUCCAUCCUUCAAAAGAACUGCAGAACUAGUCGAAAAACUGAAAAAAAUAUCAAAUCCUUUAACUGGUAAUGCUUCUCAACAAAAAUUGCAUAUUAUUUUUCAAAGUGAAGGACACCCAGAUAAUCCAAAAUUCUUGAAAAGAAGUUCCUCAAAUGAGUCAAGUAACUCAAAUUUCAUCACAAAUGAUGAAAUAAAGGAAAUUAUUGCUUCUUUAAUAAGCCAAGAUUAUCUAAUUUGCAACCAAGGAAGAGUUAAAGCUUCUGAUUUUAAUAUUGCUGAAAUAGGUAAAAAUCAAAUGGACUUGUAUACACAAGUUGACGACUCAUUGCCUGAAACUACAAUGCGGCCUAAAAAAUAUAAACUAAAAACAUUUGUUCAGAGAUUGAUUACUAUGAAAUCAUAUUGUGAUGAUAACGAAUCUUUGAGUAAGGCUCUUGGAGAAUUAGGGAUGUGGGAUUUUGAUUCCUUUAAGUUAAUUGAAUUUAUCACAAUAUUUAAAAUGGCAGUUAGGGAUAGGUCCUUAGUCCUGAUCCACCAGACUGGACCCAUAAACCGAAUUCAGUGAGAGAAGUCAAGCUUCUUGAGGGUUUUGGCUUGAAGUGAAAAGGUUUGUGCUGAGGCUGUCACAAACUAGAGGAGUCUUAAAGUGCUUGAUAACUUUAACGGUUCGAUGGUUAGACCGGUUCACCUACCGUUGCUCAGAGCUGCUUUUUUAGCUGAACCUCAAUUAAAGAAGACUUAGAAGACACUAAAAGUGCAAGAGAAAUUCAUUAAACUUAAACUUAAACUCAAAUUGAAUUUAUAAAUAACCCAGCUUUUGAAGUUGGAAGAUACAUUUUUAGGAUGACGGGGCUAAUUUUAACUUACGAUAUUGAUGAACAUAAGCUGGAUAGGUUUUUAACAGUUGUGGAAAAUGGCUAUAAGAAUCAGAACUAUUAUCACAACUCAUUGCAUGCUGCAGAUGUUGCUGCUUCAGCAAUUUUUUUAAUACAAGAAGGAAUUGAAUUGGGAAAUGGUUUAGCUGAUAUAGAUGUUUUCUCUUUGAUUAUAGCUGCACUUUGCCAUGAUGUUGGACAUCCAGGUGUUAAUAAUCCCUUCUUAAUAGCUAGCAAAGAUCCGUUGGCAUUUAAAUAUAAUGAUCAAAGUGUUUUAGAACAUAUGCACACAAAUACCACAUUUCAAAUUCUAAUCCUUUAAAGCCAAAUAAAAUUUUAUUAAAUUACUUACUCCCCCCCCCCCUCCGUGAGCGAACAAAAAAAUUUUGUUCGCUCACGGAGGGGGGUUAAUUUUUUUUUUUAAAAAAAAUUUAUAUAUAAAUUUUAUAAAAAAUAUUUUUUUUCGAAAUUUAAAAAAAUCCUAAUUUGCAAAAAUUGGGAAGCAAAUAUUAAUUUAAUUUAUAAAAUUUAUGUUUUAAAACGCAAUUUGUUUAAAAUUAAACAGAAUUAGCUCUAGAUUUCAUUAUACUAAUUAUCACUUAUAUAUCAAAAUUUUUUUCCAUUAAAAUUUUUUCUAUUAAAAAAAUUUUUGUUCACUCACGGAGGGUGGGUUUUUGGUCAAAAAAUGGCGAUUUUUCUAAUGGUUUUGUUCGCUCACGGAGGGGGGGGGGGAGUUACCAUCUUUUAUUUCUUAAAAUUGAAAAAUAUAGUGACCAAAAAUUUUGCUAUUAAUUGGGUGUAAGUGAAGAUAAAACAAAUAUUCUGGAAAAUUUUUCAAAAUCGGACUUCCAAAGGUUCAGAAAAAUAACUAUCCAAGCAAUACUUGGAACAGAUUUGCAGAUUCAUUUCGAUAAACUCUCAGACUUUCAAGCAAUGCUGUCUAAAAAGCUUACUUUUUCUGAUGACAAGUUUAAGUUGCUUGCUUUGCAAAUGUGCAUAAAAUGUGCUGAUAUCGGGCAUGGAGCGAAAACUCUUGAGCUUCAUAAAAGAUGGUCAAGUUUAAUAACUAAGGAAUUCUUCAAGCAAGGAGACUUGGAAAGGCGAAAUGGAUUAGCAGCCUCACCUCUCUGUGAUAGAGAAAGCGUUAUACAUAUUAAUGAUGUAUAGUCCUCAAAGGAGUAUAUUUUAUGCAACAAUUUAUAUUUGAUUUGCAAAUAAUUUUUAAAUGCAACUGAAAUUCUGCUAGCCAGAAAUUAUUUAUCUCCUUCCGCCCAUGAUUGAACAAUUUUCAUGUAUUUAAGCAUGAAGUUUAUUCCUUGCCUUAACUAUUGCAGAUUAAGAUUAAGUUUAGCCGUUCACAUUUGAAGGGCCGGGAUUUGCACCCCUUCACGCUCAUCACCUAUGGUAAGGCCUCGGCGGACAUCAUUCCUUGCUGCCGCAAACAAGGGAUUCGCACAUACCAGUCUUGAGUUCCAUGGCUCCUGGAGUCUAAGGGCCAAUCACAUGGGUCGAAACUCCCAGUUUCUCGUUAGGCAAAUACCGUCUUCAGGGUCUGUGAGUCAUAUUGCCUCAAUGAUUGUCCUGGAGAAAAAAACCCCAAAUCCUGAGGAUUAGCUCCCUGAGACCAGGAGAAGCCCAGCCCGACAUACACAAAGGGUUUCCGAUCCUUUUCCACCUAAAUCCCCAACAAUGGGCCAUUGCCUGCAGGUGUUAAAGAAAUAGGGCUGGGAGGUCGGGGUGGCUCGCCAUUUUUAUGUAUAUAACUAUUGCAGAUAAUAAUCAAUAUUAAAGAUAAUGCAGGAUAAUAACAUCAGCAUCAUUCUAAUAUGAUUUAUAGCAUUAUUGCUAAUAAACUUUUUAUGGGUGAAAAGAUUUAAUAUGAGAUCUACAAAUUAAUUUACUAUAAAUUUUUUCGUAAAUGAUAAAUUGCUCUAGCAAUUUUAGUGCGAAUUUAGUGUGCUAUUUAUUCUAAGCUAGCAUAUAAUAAGCAAAUCUCAAGAAGGGUUUCUUAAGGUUCUUGUAAGACCUCUUUUUGAAAGCUGGGCAGAAUUUUUAGAAAUUCAUGCUAGCGGAGAUAAUAAAGAAAAGGCAAUCAGUAAAUUCGAAGUAUGCAUCACCAAUAUAUUAUGCAAUAUUGAAUAUUGGGACAACGAAUACAAUCUAUUCAAGGAAGGGAAGCAAGGCUUUUUCCUCGAUAAUAUGCCUCCUCCAUUGCGAAAGAAGCAUGCAACCCAAAUAAUCAACGGAUUUAAGUAG
This is a messenger RNA of Blepharisma stoltei, 3616 nucleotides long. Lineage: Eukaryota; Ciliophora; Heterotrichea; Heterotrichida; Blepharismidae. The record is from the annotation of a GenBank genome assembly.